CAUACUGUAGCUUGUGCAAUUUGGCGCUAGCCUAGCGUUGGGCAACGCCGUGUUCCUCGCCAUUUGGCUGUGUAUUAGCUGCGGCCCCUUUCGAUCGCGUUUUUGUGACAGACUCAAAGCAACUUUAGCUCGCUAGGGCAGCUUGGUAUCGGCACCGACCACCUCGGAAUCAACUUGCCGCGACUCUCGACUGAGCCGCAACAAUGGAGGAGGCAGGCUCCGAGGUAAUGCGCAGCGUUAUUACGCUGCUUUCCUACUGGCAAGUCGGCGCUGGACUGCUUGUGGUGCUAGUCCUUAUUCAGGCUCUGGUGUUUCUCCGGAAGAAGACCAAGAAGCCGUUCCUGGACCCCAGCGAGUUCCAGCCGGUCCCCCUGGUUGAGAAGACGCUAAUCACGCACAACACCGUGCGCCUGCGCUUCGCGCUGCCGGAUCCGGAGCAGCGCGUGGGCCUGCCCAUCGGCCAGCACAUAAGCUUCAAGGCGCAGGGCGAGGAUGGCAAGGACGUCAUCCGGCCGUACACCCCUGUGUCAGAUGACGACCAGCUGGGCGCCGUGGACUUUGUCAUCAAGCUGUACCCCACCGGCAAGAUGUCGCAGGUGAUCGCCAAGAUGCAGCUGGGUGACACCAUGCUGAUGAAGGGGCCCAAGGGCCGUUUCACCUACACGCCCAACAUGGUCAAGCACUUCGGCAUGCUGGCUGGCGGCACGGGCAUCACGCCCAUGUUCCAGGUGCUGAACGCCAUCCUGAAGAACCCGCGCGACACCACCUCCGUCACGCUGCUGUACGGCAACCUCACGGAGGAGGACAUCCUGCUGCGCAAGGAGUUGGACGAGCUGGUGGCCAUGCACGGCAACCGCCUCACCGUGUACCACGUGCUCAACACGCCGCCCGUAGACAAGGAGUGGUCGGGCGGCAGCGGCUUCAUCAGCUCGGAGCUCAUCCGCACCAAGUUCCCGGCGCCCAGCUCUGACAUCAUGACACUGCGCUGCGGCCCCAGCCCCAUGAUGGUGGCCAUGGAGAAGGCGCUCACGGACCUGGGCUACGCCGAGGACAAGCAGUUCCAGUUCUGAGGGAGCCCAUGGAGAGCUAUGGGAGUUAGGGGGCAGGAGGAGCGGGGCUGGAGCGGGAGCAGAAGCAAAAGCCGCGGUGCAGGAGCUGGAGCAGGGCGGAGGGCGUGGGGCGAUGCGGAGGGCGUGGGGCGGGCAGAUGCCGGGUGCAGCAGGUGGGUGAGCGGGGCCAGGCGCCUGCUGGGAUGGCUGGGAGCACAGGCAGCGGCAGCUGGUGUGGGUGACGAAUGGCGGAGGGCAGCAUGUGUGAUGAGUUUGCUCUUGGGCGUGUAAAGGCGGCGAAUGGUCAUAUCAUGAGUGGGGAUGGCCCAUGAUGGGUCUCCGCUCGGGUGCCGUAGGCGCUGCUCGGGUGCUGAAGACAUCUUUGUCGGCAGAGCUAUGCGGGGCGCGGGCGUAUGUCAUGGGACAUGCAAGGACAGUGGCGCUGCGGCUGUGCGGUGGGCAAAGCGGUAGCACUGCGGGUGAUGCCGUCCUGCAACAAGAUGCUGACAGGUACAUAACGCUGGCAGCGUUACAGGGCCGCUUGCGUUGCAAUGGUAUUCGUGAGAGAAGACUACCGUAUAUUUAUGUAGCCGUAGCUCACCUGCCGUGGUGUUAGCGGGGAGCGUGGUACCGCAUGGUGUACAUGUGUGCGCGUGUGUGCGUGUGUGUAGUACAAGGGAAGGAGCACACAUUGACAGAGUGUACCGUGUGCGUGUUUGUGCCUGCCGGCUGGUGCGCGCCAUUGCGAGGCCAGAUCGCCUUGUUACUACCUGGUACAGA
Molecule: messenger RNA, 1829 nt
Organism: Chlamydomonas reinhardtii
Lineage: Eukaryota; Viridiplantae; Chlorophyta; Chlorophyceae; Chlamydomonadales; Chlamydomonadaceae
Exons: 6
Coding region: 204-1070 (288 amino acids)
Biological process (GO): electron transport chain
Molecular function (GO): cytochrome-b5 reductase activity, acting on NAD(P)H
Source: RefSeq, a predicted model, not a curated record